Paracoccidioides brasiliensis Pb18 is the source of this 1755-nucleotide messenger RNA. RefSeq lists its product as uncharacterized. Gene Ontology annotation, molecular function: protein binding; ubiquitin ligase activator activity; anaphase-promoting complex binding. Gene Ontology annotation, cellular component: anaphase-promoting complex. The transcript has 4 exons. Gene Ontology annotation, biological process: anaphase-promoting complex-dependent catabolic process; positive regulation of ubiquitin protein ligase activity; positive regulation of anaphase-promoting complex-dependent catabolic process. The record is from RefSeq and is a predicted model, not a curated record. The coding region runs from base 1 to 1755 and encodes 584 amino acids.
AUGGCGGAAACAGCGGGAGAGAAAGCACGCACGAUAUCUACACACUUGACAUGUAUAAAUGACCCCUCUGCGAUUGCCAAACUUGCAUCUCCGCCAGGAUCCAAGUCCCAUAGCCCGCCUGUCACCAGACCUCGAAAUGGCAUUUUCAAUCCCGCUCAUGACUCUGCGAAACAUAGACAUAGACUGGGCUCGGAACCCGUGAAUCCAGAUGCUCUUGCGCGUGCGCUCAAGGAUUUUGAGGAGGUGGGUCGUCAUCGGGGAGAGGACGCCAGGUUCAUCCCAAAUCGCGAAGGACAGGAUUUGCAGGCCAGUUACAGCUUACUGCAUGAAGACGGUUGUCCUGCUACCCCAUCAAAGCCAAAGAAGAGAACGCCUCAUGGGGAAAUUCAUUUUCAAAAGACUGAGGAAGCCAACCGCACAUACUCCAGAGUGCUCCGCAGUGAAGUAUUUGGAGAUACCGUCCCCCAACCCGAUCUACACUCUCUAUCACCAGACCCGAUUGUAGGGUAUUCUACUAAAAUCCACGACCCGACUCGCUCACAUACACCGCCCUCAUACAAAGCCGCAUCCUCUUUACCUCCGGCAAGCAUAAGUCCCUCAACCCCCAGCAAAAACCUCUUCUCUUAUACAUCUCCACGACAUGUCUCCGGAAACCCUACACCUUCCCGAACACCUCGCAGCGGCCACGGCCCUAACCUAAAUGUCCGCUCUGAGCUCUAUAGUUUAUCUCCCAUUCGAUUUGAUAGUCAACGGAUUCUGCAAAGCAUGCGCAAGCAACCCAGAUAUGUGAACAAAGUUCCUUUUAAGGUUCUAGAUGCACCAGAUCUAGCGGAUGAUUUCUAUCUUAAUCUAGUUGAUUGGGGUAGUAGUAAUAUACUGGGGGUGGGAUUGGCGUCCGCCGUUUAUAUGUGGGAUUCUAUGAAUGGCCAUGUUACGAAGCUAUGUCAGUUGCAGGAUGACACUGUAACUAGUGUUAGCUGGAUUCAAAGGGGGACCCAUCUUGCAAUAGGAACUGGAAAAGGAUUAGUACAAAUUUGGGACGCAGAACACUGUCGACGUCUACGAACAAUGACAGGUCAUACACUCCGUGUUGGCGCUCUAGCCUGGAACGACCACAUCCUCACGUCCGGCUCGAGAGAUCGAACCAUCUUCCACCGCGAUGUUAGAUCUCCAGAUCAAUUCCUCCGCCGUCUAACAGGCCACAAACAAGAAAUCUGCGGCCUCAAAUGGAACACAGAAGACGGCCAACUAGCCUCAGGUGGCAACGACAACAAGUUAAUCGUCUGGGACAAACUGAACGAAACCCCCCUCUUCCGCUUCUCCGACCACAUUGCAGCCGUCAAAGCCAUCGCCUGGUCCCCGCAUCAACAUUCCCUCCUUGCCUCUGGAGGCGGAACGGCAGACCGCACCAUUAAGUUCUGGAAUACCCUCACCGGCCACCAGGUUAAGGAGAUCGACACGGGCAGUCAGGUGUGUAAUCUGGCCUGGUCGAAGAACUCGGAUGAGAUCGUCAGUACGCAUGGGUACAGCCAGAAUCAGAUUGUUGUGUGGAAGUAUCCGCGUAUGGAGCAGGUUGUGUCGUUAACGGGGCACACGUUUCGAGUGCUGUAUUUAGCCAUGAGCCCUGAUGGGCAGACAGUUGUGACGGGGGCGGGGGAUGAGACGUUGAGGUUUUGGAAAAUUUUUAAUAAGAAGGGUUUGAAGGAUGAGAGUGGAAGGGAGAGUAAAUAUCAUUCGUAUGCUACUAUUCGAUGA